AUGGAUGCCGGAACACCAAAACGCGCCUACAGCAUGGAUCAUCCGCAAGGACUGGACGAGGCAACAGUAAAGCGCAGGAAACUAACGCCUUCAUCUAAUAUUCCACCAACUGCUCCAAUAAUGGCUCAUCAGAUCAAUCCUUCACCAUACGCCGGGGUCUCAGUGACCAGCAUGUGUGAGGAGAUGCAGUGGCUACAGCAUCACCAGCAACAUUGCCUCCAGUGGGCCGUGGCCACCUACAGGCUUCCAGAAGCUACCGUGGGUUCAGUGCCUCAGGAUGCCUCCGUGGGAGGACACCGGCUGCCAGUUCAUCUAGGUCAUCCUCCGUUCAUCAACCAACAAAUGGGCCUCAUUUGCGAGCGCUUGAUGAAUGAACGUCACCGCCGUGUGCGUGAGGACGUAGACGGCGCGUUCUCUGCCUAG
Rhipicephalus sanguineus (brown dog tick) is the source of this 423-nucleotide messenger RNA. RefSeq lists its product as uncharacterized. The transcript has a single exon. The record is from RefSeq and is a predicted model, not a curated record. The coding region runs from base 1 to 423 and encodes 140 amino acids. NCBI's taxonomy places the organism in Eukaryota, Metazoa, Arthropoda, Arachnida, Ixodida, Ixodidae.